AUGAAUGAGUUCUUGCCCGGAACUCACGUCCUCUUUUGGGAUGAGAGGACGGGCCCGACCUUUGACCCCAACGGACCGAUCCAAGGAGAGGACUGGUUUUACUACAUGCUGCGGGACUCUGACGUGUACUACACCAUGGUCCUCGUGUAUCAAGACGACCCCAACGAUACGUUCCUCGUCGGAGAGCAUGGUUACUGGGAUUCUUCGACCUCCAGUGGCCACAUUACGUCCACCGGUCAAUCAAGCUCCACUGGUCAAACGACGUUCACCGGCUCGCCGUCUUCCACUUCGACGUCCGCAGAGUGCGAAAGCACGGCCAGUGCCAGUGCUCCCUCCAAGGGCGGCGCUGGCGGUAAGGGUGGUGCAGGUGGCAAGGGAGGUGCUGGCGGUAAGGGCGGUGCUUCCGGUGGCGGUGGCGGUGCGGGUGGCGACGGUGGUGGUGGCGGUAAGGGCGGUAACGGUGGUGAUGCUGGCAAGUGCGGAAUUGCCGGCGACGGUGGUGACGGUGGCCCCGGUGGCGAGGGUGGCGAUGGCGACCCUGCCGGCAAGGGUGGUGAGGGUGGUCCCGGUGGUGAUGGUGGCAACGCUGCCCGCCGCCGCCGCUUCUGGGGCAAGGCUAGGUCUGCCACCUAG
Vanrija pseudolonga is the source of this 633-nucleotide messenger RNA. It is a transcript of the gene COL6A3, whose product is annotated as Collagen alpha-3(VI) chain. NCBI's taxonomy places the organism in Eukaryota, Fungi, Basidiomycota, Tremellomycetes, Trichosporonales, Trichosporonaceae. The record is from RefSeq and is a predicted model, not a curated record. The transcript has 2 exons. Bases 1 to 633 code for a protein of 210 amino acids.